UCUGUAUUAGUAUUGUAGUCAUGACGUCCAUUCUCUCUCUCUCAUCUGUUCUGUUGGCUCUAAAGCUCUGCUCAGGCGAGUGGUGCUACGAGAGCCAGUCCUGUGACAGCAAGUGUACAGGGCCUUCAGAGUGGAAACAAAAGUAUCUUCAGUGUGGAGGUCCAAAUCAAUCGCCCAUCAAUAUCAUCACACGCAAAGUGAAGCAUGACCCAAAACUGACCGGUUUUACCUUCGAUGGUCAUGAGGACAUUUUCAAUAUGAGUGUGGAAAAUCAUGGACAUUCAGCUCACUUUACACUCCCUCAAUCGGUGCGUCUCCGUGGCGGGGGUCUGUCAGACACAUACAAGGCUGUCCAGUUCCACCUGCACUGGGGAGAGGACGGGGGCCAGGGCUCAGAGCACUCUGUGGACGGAGAGCGUUAUCCCAUGGAGCUCCACAUUAUUCACAUUAAAGAAAAGUAUAACAACUUGAGUAUGGCUCUAAAUGACUCUACGGGGGUGGCAGCACUUGGCUUCUUUUUUGAGAUGUCUUCAGAGAAAAACCAAAAGCUUGAUAGAAUUAUAGAGGCUUUAGGAAAAGUCAGAUAUGAAGGGAACAGCACUGAAAUUGAAGACUUUAGACUGGCUGACAUCGUCCCUCAAGCCGAUUCACUGAGCUACUAUCGCUACUCGGGUUCCUUGACCACACCAGGUUGUGACCAGUCUGUUGUGUGGACGGUCUUCCAUAAGACUCUGCCCAUAAGCAAAAAUCAGCUGAUGUCAAUGUAUAAACAGCUGUUAUUCGCAUCAGAAAAACCAAUGACUGGAAUAUUCCGUCCUGUGCAGAAUCUGAAUGGACGAGUUGUUUACACGUCUGUGAAAUCUCACUGUCUGUGUGUCCUGCCCAAUCUAAUCACCCUGUUUCUGUGCCUCUUUUGUGUUUUUGGACAACAAAGGUGUGUGUUUUACUGAAUGGUAGAGAACAUGUGUCUUUUAACACAGGAUGUUCUGUUUCCAAUUUCCACAAACAAAAUACAGCGAAUAAAUCUUUCAAGCACUGAACUGAAGUUAAUGGAAUGGAUCAUUGCCACCAUGCUAAGGCUGUGAAACCUGACCACAUUAUUAUUUGUAAUUAUUUGUUCACAACUAUAAAUUGUUUCACUCAAACCUCUUUUCAUGUCUACUCACAUUCUCCUUUAAACGUUAUCCGACUUCUAUAAAAUUCAGGAAUUCUACCUGUUUUCCAUGACUCAAUUGUUCAUGAUUACUGCAUUUGAAGUUUUUUUAAGGAGGUUUGUGUUGUCAUUGUACAAAUAAAGUCUUCAAAAUACUAAACAAAACCACUUGGGAUGUGAACGUGGCUUGUUUGAAGCUUUCUGAACCUCCACUAAGAUGAAUUCACUGGAUAAAUUUUCCAAAUUUUCGUGAUUUUCCAGGCCUGGAAAUGCCCAUUUUUUUUAAAUCUCAGAUGUUUCCUGGAAAACAUUUUUCAUGGGUGGUGAUGGCGCAGUGGAAAAGACACAUGCCUUUGGUGUGAGAGACCCGGGUUCGAAUCCACUGUGUCCCUGAGCAAGACACUUAACCCCUAGUUGCUCCAGAGGCGUGCGACCUCUGACACAUAUAGCGAUUGUAAGUCGCUUUUGAUAAAA
This is a messenger RNA of Pimephales promelas (fathead minnow), 1627 nucleotides long. The record is from RefSeq and is a predicted model, not a curated record. Lineage: Eukaryota; Metazoa; Chordata; Actinopteri; Cypriniformes; Leuciscidae.